Drosophila grimshawi is the source of this 4124-nucleotide messenger RNA. Its product is annotated as la-related protein Larp4B. Bases 50 to 4036 code for a protein of 1328 amino acids. The transcript has 7 exons. NCBI's taxonomy places the organism in Eukaryota, Metazoa, Arthropoda, Insecta, Diptera, Drosophilidae. The record is from RefSeq and is a predicted model, not a curated record. Gene Ontology annotation, molecular function: protein binding.
CAAGCAACAACAGAGGCAAGUGCAACGGUGGCAGCAACAACUCUAUAGUAUGCGUCUCUUUAAAACUCGCAAAUCUACGGACACAUACAGCACAUUAAGCGCCGCUCAGCAACAGCAACAGCAGCAACAACAACAACACUUGAGCAACAACAGCAACAUUUUCCAUAGCAAUAACAGCAACAACCAUAAAACUCACGCCUUGGCAACAUGCAGCAACCGAUUGAGCAAAGGUAUUGCCAGCAGCGUUGCCAUAUCCUCAUCCUUGCCUGAUCUGCACGACAAUACGGCCGUCAUGAUACUCAGCUGUACGACGCUGACAAGCAAUGGCGGCGCCACAGCAACUGCUGCCGUUGGUGCAGCAGCAGCAGCAACAACUGGCAAUAAUGGACAACCGUUACGCACAGCCACGCCCACAUGUCUGGUAAGUGGGCGACAGACGCCGUCAGCGAUAUCGAUGAUCUCCUUGCAGGAGGCAAACACAUUGCACAGGCAACAGCAGCAACAUCAGCAACAUCAACAGCAACAGCAACUGCAACCAACAAUUUAUGUCCCCAAUAAACUGAGCAACAAUGUCAACAACUCGAGUACAGCAACCUUUCUGCUAAGCUACGCCAGCAACAGCAAUAUUGCUAGCGCCCAGCAACAACAACAACAGCAACAGCAUCAACAACAGCAGCAACACUAUCAGCAAUAUGUGGCACAACGUCUUCAUCCUGCUGCAGCGGUUGCUGCCACCUCAGCCUCGAACAGCUGCCUCUAUGAGAAGUCAAAUGUGAACGGCGGCAGCAGCAUUUCACUGGCGUCAAGUGGUCAUAUGCCGGAUUACAAGUUGGUUACUGCCGUGCCCGUGGUUGUUCUAGAUGAUGAACAGAAAUUGGUGGCAACAGCUGCUGAGACGCACAGCGAUGCUGGCAGCAACCUAAGCACAGGUAGCGCCACAUCCUUGGCCAACACCACACGAAAUGUGUUCACGUGGGGCAAGCGAAUGAGUCGCAAACUGGAUUUGUUGAAGCGCAGCGAUUCGCCCGCCGGCAAUACACACAAAUCCCAUACAGAUCUGCGCAGUUUGUUUCACUCGCCAACGCACAAAUCCAGCAACAGCAGCAGCAGCAACAACCACAAGUCAUCUGGAGCAACUAAUUGUGGCGGAUAUCAGAGCAACACGCUCAAAAAAUGCAAAUCGGGACCCAUUGAAACAAUCAAACAACGCCACCAGCAGCAGCAGCAACAAUUUCAACCACAGCAGCAACAACCGUUGUCAGCGUGCGAGGAUGUGGCCAACAGGGGCAGUCAGAGUGCCCAAUCGACGCCCACUCAUCAUCAAUAUCAGCCACGUCCGCAAAAGGCGUUCAAGAAUUUCUUCCAUCGGAUUGGGUCCACGGGCAUGUUGAAUCAUCGCUCCCACAAUCUGCUGAAAGCCUCCGAGGCAUCCCAACAGGCGGUGCCAACGACACAAACGCUCUAUCGGAGUAGCUCCACCAGCCAGUUGUCCAGUUGCUCAUAUAUCAAAUGUGAUGAUCCAAGCGAUGGCCUGAAUUUGCAGCGACAAAAUUUGCAACAACACCACCAGCAACAACAGUUGCAGCUGCAGCAACAGCAGCAGCAACACUUGCCACGCAUCUCCAGCUUAAAGUCGAGCAGCUGUGAUGAUAUUGCCAAGGUGAGCGGAUGUCUAACGGCCAGCAGCAGCACUAGUGGAGGCAGUGCAUCUGGCAGCACUUUGAGCUCGCCACCGUCUAGUAAUCCGAGUGGUCAGCAGGAUGCCACACGACGUGGCGCCUUUCCCUAUGCCUUUCUGCGUUCGCGUCUCUCCGUGCUGCCCGAGGAGAACGGUGGCUCUGUGCUGCUCAAGCAACGCGAGCAACUGCAGCGGGAGGCACAGGCACAAAACCAACGGCAGCAGCAGCAGCAGCAACAGCAACAGCAAUCUCCCUUGCCGCAGAGACACUCACCGGAGCAACAGGUGUCGCGCAACGAUAGCAUCUCAUCCAAGGACUGGGAACCACUUUACCAAAGAUUAAGUAGUUGUCUAAGUUCAAAUGAGUCCGGCUACGAUAGCGAUGGCGGCCAAGCGGGUGCCCGUUUGGGCAAUAAUCUAAGCAUCUCUGGCGGAGAUACAGAAUCUAUUGCCUCGGGCACACUGAAACGCAAUUCGCUCAUCUCACUCAGCUCAUCGGAGGGUGUUGGCAUGGGACUCGGAUUGGGAUUGGGCAUGGGCAUGGGAUCGGGUUCGGGCUCCUCGGUGCGGAAUAGUAUUUGCAGUGCACCCGUUUCACUGGGCGGCUAUAAUUAUGACUAUGAAACGGAGACAAUAAGGAGACGCUUCCGUCAGCUGAAGCUGGAGAGGAAAUGCCAGGAGGAUUACAUCGGACUGGUGUUGUCGCCCAAAAUGGUCGUCACCAACAACAAUGAGCAGCAGUAUCGCUAUCUAAUUGUCGAAUUCGAGCCAUACGGCAUGGCCCAAAAGGAUGGUCGCCUGCGUCUGGGCGAUGAGAUUGUUAAUGUGAAUGGUAAACAUUUGCGGGGCAUUCAAUCGUUUGCUGAGGUGCAGCGCCUACUGAGCUGCUUUGUGGAGAACUGCAUUGAUUUGGUGAUUGCACACGAUGAGAUUGCGACUGUCACCGAUUUCUAUACCAAAAUUCGCAUCGAUGGAAUGAGCACGCAACGGCAACGACUCAGUUACGCCCAACGCACGGAUUCUCUCAACAGUUUGCAGAGCCUGCAAGUGGAACAGGAGCAGGAGCACGAUCGAGAAAGGGAACGUAAUCUGGAUGAGUGCGAUGCACGUUCUGUGGCCAGCGUUAGUACGUUGCCAACGCCCAUGCCAUUGAUGCAACAUCGUCGGAGUUCGACGCCUCGGCACUCGCUGGAUGUGAGUGCGCCAGAGAAUGAGGUGUUAAGGCGCCGGGCGCGGAGCUCUUCAGGUCAGCGCAGCAGCUUGACUCUAACACCGCUAACACCGCUCUUUAACAACAAAAACUCUCAACAACAACAACAAUCAGACACUUGCUCCAACUCCUCAUCCACAUCCACACUAAAUCUCAAUAACGACUCCUAUACACCCGUGUAUGCGAAUCGGGCGGCAAGUGUUUGUGUCGCCUCCUCUCUGGCGGAUGACGACAAAUGGCGAUUGCUUGCACGCAAACGCUGUUCCGAGGGUGCCGCCUUGGCUAAUGAUGCCCACCCACUCGGGCUGGCUUCCACGGGUCAGCAGCAGUUUAAUCAGCGCACCCAUUACGCUCGCAAUUCGAUUAAUUUAACCAACUCACAUUAUCGCUCGCUGAGAUUUGCACACUCCCGUCUCAGUUCGUCGAGGCUCAGUUUAUUUAUGCAAGCGCCGCUAGCAGCAGCAGCAGCAACAGCCGAAGGAGCUGAAGAAGAUGCAACAGCAACAACAACAACCACAGACACAACAACAACUGAUCUCACUAAUCAACAACAACAACAACAGCAACAACAACAACCACAACAACACCAUUCCAUAUAUAUUAAGCAUACGCCAAAAAGCGUUUCAUUAUUUGCGCCUAAUCCAUUUCAUAAUUCCUGCUCCACUGCAUCACCAUCAUCAUCGUCAUCAGCAGCAGCUGGAGUAACAUCCUCAUCAUUGACACCGCCCACCGCCUCUCUAAUGCAUCAUCGUCCAUCGCUGCCAGUGGCCAAGUUAACCAUACGUGAUGAGGAAAUGGCUGAAGUCAUUCGAGCCUCCAUGAGCGAGGGCAAUGGACGCUGCACACCCAAAACAAUUACAUUUUUCAAAGGACCAGGCUUGAAGUCCUUGGGCUUCAGUAUUGUGGGCGGCAGAGAUUCACCAAAGGGCAACAUGGGCAUCUUUGUCAAGACUGUUUUUCCCUCCGGCCAAGCAGCCGAUGAUGGCACACUGCAAGCAGGUGAUGAGAUUGUGGAGAUCAAUGGACACUCUGUGCAGGGCAUGAGCCAUGCCGAAACAAUUGGACUCUUUAAAACUGUACGCGAAGGCACCAUAGUGCUGAAGGUCUUGAGGAGAAAAUUACAAAAAGCUAAAUCAAUGGGCACUUAAAUACAAAUCAUAUUUAAUUAUGCAUAUCGAAGCAUAUUUUAUAGCACUAUUUUUAUUUUUAUGUGAAACCUAUUUGUUAACAACUAAG